AUGGAGAUACGAGCAGCUUCCCUGGCCAACAUGACCGACAUAGAAAAAAGCGUCAAAGAUUUGGUCACGGAGAAUAAUCUAAGGCUAGUUGGCCUUCUGGCCCCUCCCCAGGAUGUGAGGGAAACAACUGCGGGGAGUGUUAUCGGUGGAGAAGCUCCCGAACAGAACCACGAUGUGUCACAACCUCCGAAGAGGAGGAGGACAGCGGGAGUGACUAUCAGGGAACCCUCCAGCACCCCUCGAGCAGCUGCUGCCCCUGCUCCUUUAGGAAAGGGCAAACAAAAGGUUUCUGAGGACCUCGAACUCAUUCUUGAAUCUUCAGAUGAGAACGAUCUGUUCGAGCUUUACAGUGAACCUGUACCCGCUGCUCCUUCGAGCAAGAAAAAAUGGAGUAGGCCACACCGAGGUGAAAGCAGUAAGAACCCUCCGACGAAAAAAGCUCAGACCGGGGAUCCUCCAGUGCCAGUUCCUUCUUGGGUAACCACACCUCCUCUGGCUCCCCUCGACCAGACGUCUCCCCCAGCCCCCGUCGAUCAGACCCCUCCUCCAAUACCUGCCGAUCAGACACCUCCUCCAGCACCAGCCGACCAGACACCUCCUGAUCAAACAGGAGAUGCCUUGACGAGAAUCGUGCUUAGCUUGGCCAAGGAAAGGAUGACUAAACUAUCGAGGCAUCGACACAGCUGA
Molecule: messenger RNA, 687 nt
Organism: Humulus lupulus (European hop)
Lineage: Eukaryota; Viridiplantae; Streptophyta; Magnoliopsida; Rosales; Cannabaceae
Product: proline-rich receptor-like protein kinase PERK8
Exons: 2
Coding region: 1-687 (228 amino acids)
Source: RefSeq, a predicted model, not a curated record